CUUCACCAGAUCGUUAAUGUUUGGUACUCUGUGAACGGCGAAAGACUUGGCACAUACAAUGGACAUACCGGCGCUGUCUGGUGUGUGGAUGCAGACUGGGACACCAGGCAUGUGUUAACAGGCUCUGCGGAUAACAGCUGUCGGCUCUGGGACUGCGAAACAGGGAAGCAGCUCGCGCUGCUCAAGACCAACUCAGCCGUGCGAACCUGCGGCUUCGACUUCGGGGGCAACAUCAUCAUGUUUUCGACGGACAAGCAGAUGGGCUACCAGUGUUUCGUCAGCUUCUUUGACCUCCGCGACUCCAGCCAGAUCGAAGACAAUGAGCCCUACAUGAAAAUCCCGUGCAGCGAAUCCAAAAUCACCAGUGCCGUUUGGGGUCCGCUUGGAGAGUUCAUUAUUGCUGGGCAUGAGAACGGGGAACUGAACCAGUUCAGUGCCAAGUCCGGGGAGGUGCUCGUGAACAUGAAAGAACACACCAAACAGAUCAACGACAUCCAGACGUCACGAGACAUGACCAUGUUCAUCACGGCCUCCAAGGACAACACUGCCAAGCUGUUCGACUCCACGAACCUUGAUCACCUGAAGACCUUCCGGACGGAACGGCCAGUAAACUCGGCCGCUCUCUCCCCGAUCUUUGAGCACGUGGUGUUGGGAGGCGGACAAGAAGCCAUGGAUGUGACAACAACCUCCACCAGGAUUGGCAAGUUUGAAGCCAGGUUCUUCAACCUGGCCGUCGAGGAAGAAUUUGGGAGAGUCAAGGGCCACUUCGGUCCCAUUAACAGCGUCGCUUUCCACCCCGAUGGAAAGAGUUACAGCAGCGGUGGUGAGGACGGCUACGUCCGUAUCCAUUAUUUCGACCCCCAGUACUUUGAGUUCGAGUUUGAAGUGUGAACGAGGCCUUCCUGCGUCCUUUCGAUCUCGACAGUUUCAGCAGCGCGUGAAGUUGUGGUUGUUCCUGAGUUGAGGCUUAAUGGAGAGACAAAGCGAAGCAGAGGGUAGCUGUUGCUUUGUUCCGUGGUGGCUUUGGGGUGUCCUUUUUCUCUGCUCUCAGGAACAGUGACUUCCUGCCUGGUUUGGUGUAUUUAUAGAAAUAACAUAGAAGGAAGUAAUAAACUCAUGUUUCCUACCACA
Molecule: messenger RNA, 1131 nt
Organism: Pogona vitticeps (central bearded dragon)
Lineage: Eukaryota; Metazoa; Chordata; Lepidosauria; Squamata; Agamidae
Source: RefSeq, a predicted model, not a curated record